This is a messenger RNA of Maniola jurtina (meadow brown), 993 nucleotides long. It is a transcript of the gene mRpS33, whose product is annotated as 28S ribosomal protein S33, mitochondrial. The record is from RefSeq and is a predicted model, not a curated record. The transcript is spliced from 2 exons. Gene Ontology annotation, cellular component: mitochondrion. Bases 122 to 475 code for a protein of 117 amino acids. Lineage: Eukaryota; Metazoa; Arthropoda; Insecta; Lepidoptera; Nymphalidae.
AUUGGUCUGUGUUAAAACUUAAAAGUUAAAACAAUGUAAGGUUAGGAUUUAGAAAAAUAUUUUACAAAGGAAAUAUUUCGUAGUUAUUUUAGUAAAUUACGUUCUAUGUGCUUUCAAUAAAAUGGCAACGAAUUUUGUAAAAUAUUCGCAACUUAUAAACAACUCUACGAAAUACGCACAGCGAAUGAAAAGGUUAUCCAACAGAAUCUUCAGCGAAGUUGCGAUUCCUACUAAUCCUAAGUCAAUGAAAGUUGUGAAGAUCUUCUCAGCUAGACCGCUCCACACUAAUGAAGAGAUCAUCCACUACUACCCUCGGCAUGUGGAGACAGGCAAGUUGAUGAUGAAACUGCGAGAGUAUGGUCUGUUCCGAGAUGAACAUCAGGACUUCAAGGAGGAGAUGAAGCGCCUCCGAGAGUUGAGAGGCAAAGUCAAAGGCUGGAAGAGAAAGAUGAACUUGGAAGAAAAGCAAGCUUAGAUAUAAUAGAAUCAUAAUGCACUUUGCUUCAAGACCUGCAAUUUUUUGUACUGAAAAUGCAAGUGAUGUAAUAGUAAGUUUGACAGCCUCUCUGACUCAAAGCAAGCCCUGUGGUCUUAAAGUGAAGGGCUAACUUCUGGAAUAAAAAAAGUUUCGUGUUUAAGCAAGCGUAGUGUGGGAUGCCCUCCAGCACAAUGGACCGACGAUAUAAAGCGGCUGGCGGGAAGUGGCUGGAUGAGGAAGGCUGAGGACUGGGUGUGGUGUGGUGGCACUAUAGGGAAGGCCUAUGUCCAACAGUGGACGUACACAGGCUGAUGAUGGUGAUGAUGAUCAGCAUGGCUUAAAAUGUGUGGAUGUUUCUUUUAUAUUUAUUUGAUGUAUCAGCAUUUCUUAAAGCCGAAUCUUGGUAAAGAUGUCACAAUCAUUUUCAGUAUGGAAAAAUGUGGCUGUGAGUUUGAAUAACAGAAUAAUAGAUUUAGUUAUUAAUUAUUUGUAAAUAAAAUAUAUUAAUAAGAUAA